Messenger RNA from Macaca mulatta (Rhesus monkey), 461 nucleotides. RefSeq names its product SPANX family member N4 (gene SPANXN4). The record is from RefSeq and is a predicted model, not a curated record. Lineage: Eukaryota; Metazoa; Chordata; Mammalia; Primates; Cercopithecidae.
CUGGGACAGCCCACUGGAAAGCUUCAAUACAGCUGUGGAAAUCUGCACCCUAGAAGAGUCUAGUGUAGAAAUUCUCCAACCAACCAUAAUCAUGGAAGAGCCAACUUCAAGCACCAAAGAGAAUAAAAUGAAAAGCCCCUGUGAAUCCAACAACAGAAAAGUUGACAAGAAGAAGAAGCAUCUGGACAGAGCCUCAGCCCCUGAACAGAGUUUGAAAGAGACAGUAAAAGCAAAAUAUCCAACAUUAGUGUUUUACUACAGGAAGAAUAAGAAAAGAAAUUCAAAUCAACUGGAGAAUAAAGAGCCCACCGAGAACUCCACUGAUCCGAUCAAAGAGAAAGGAGACCUAAACAUAUCUGCAGGAUCUCCACAGGAGGGUGGGGAGAAUUAGUCCAACAUAGAGAAACCAAAUUGGACAAAUCAUUGUCACUGAUGGCAAUGAUUACAAUAAAAUCAGUUUG